Messenger RNA from Dimorphilus gyrociliatus, 3442 nucleotides. Lineage: Eukaryota; Metazoa; Annelida; Polychaeta; Dinophilidae. The record is from the annotation of a GenBank genome assembly.
GUUCGUGUGCUUCAGCCUCUACGCAUUGCGGCAGCCAUUCCAAUACAUAUAAAUUUAACGGGAAGCGUUGGACGAAAACGGCCAAAAGCAGCCCAAAAUAAUUGGCGGAUGAAAGGGAUAACGCUGUUUUCCGAUCAUGGAAGAUAUGGACGAGGAAUUACCAGCCGCCCUCCAAGACCACGGCUACUUAGCUAAACCUUUACAUAUACAACGGCUAGAAAAUGCGUUGAGACUAGAACCACUCUUGUCUUACAUUGAUAAUUACACAAGUCGAUCAAGUGGAGGAGAAUCUGAUUCUUCUAGUGCGGAUGACUUUUGUAGUGUUGAGAGUGCAGAUACUGGAACAAAAACUUUCAAUAAUGGAUUGUCAAUCAGUAAAAUUGAACGUCAAAUGGACAAAAUCCGUUUGUAUAACUUCAGUAAAAUUGACGAAGAUCGAGAAGUACUUCAGGAUAUGCUUCUAACCGAAACUUCAUCAGAUGACGACGAUGAUGAAUGGAAUAUAGAAAAAGUUAAAACUCUUAUUAAAAUCAGAAAAUACACCUUAAAACACCGAAAAAAGGUCCUAAAUGAUAAUGUUAAGAACCCUAAAAGAUACUCAUAUUUUAGCUCCGGUUUAUUAUCUUUUAAUGAUUGUUAUGAGGGAGAUGGAACUGGAUCUUUCGAUUCUAAAGUAAUGAGAGAGAAGCGGAAUUUAGAACGAAAACGGGCUCUAAAAAAGAAGAGAAUUAUGAACGAUGAAGUGGAAGAGGGCGAGAUCAGAAUGCCAGUUCCUGUUGCUGUUUUUGAGAAUACCCAAAAGCAACCUAUUCCUGUUAGAAGUGGUAAAUCAAAAAAAAUGAAUGACACCGAAAAAGCAGUAUUAAGGAGAAAGACAAUGGCUAUCAUUACCAAAAAAGAAAUUCAAAGAGCUUCAAAGCAAGUAAUUAAUCAGCGGAAAGAAAACUUGCAAAUGUUAAAGAAACUUGCUCAGGGAUGUAUGAGAGAAAGAAGAAAAAUGGCUCUUACCUCUCAAAAACUAACAAAAGAUGCUGGUGUAAGAGCAAGAAGAUUGGCCAAAGAAAUGAAUGUUUUUUGGAAACGUUUCGAUAAAGUUGAGAAAGGUGCAAGGAAAAAGGCUGAAAAAGAAGCCCUUGAACAGAGAAAGAUAGAUAUAGAAAUGAGAGAGGCAAAACGUCAACAAAGAAAAUUAAAUUUUUUGAUAACCCAAACUGAAUUGUACGCCCAUUUUAUGGCCAAUAAAAAUAGGUUAAAAUCUGAGGAAAAGAAUACGGAUGAAAAACAAACUGAAAUCUUAAGUAGGUUGGAUGAAAAUGGAGAGAGUAAAGAAGGAAUACCAGUAACUAAAGGGAUAAUCCAAAGCUUUCUAACAGAUGAUUAUGAUAGUGAUAUGGUUAAAAAUCAAGCACUGCAGAAUGUUGAAGAAGCAGUUGCAGCACAACAUUCCAAAACCAGAUCAUUUGACGAGCAAGUUAAGCUAUUAUCAGGCGGAGAUGGGGCUCUAGCUGUUCCUGUAUGCUCUGACGAAUAUACGCAACCUACAUUGUUUGAAGGAAAGCUAAAAUCUUAUCAGCUGAGGGGAAUGAACUGGUUGAUGAGUUUAUAUGAUCAAGGCAUAAAUGGUAUCCUAGCUGACGAAAUGGGUCUUGGAAAAACUGUACAGGCCAUAGCAACGUUAGCGUUAUUGUGCGAAACUCAGGGAACAUGGGGACCAUUUCUGGUAGUUGCACCGGCGUCUACCCUUCAUAAUUGGCAACAGGAAUGUGCUAGAUUUAUACCUCGUUUAAAGGUUGUACCCUAUUGGGGGACAACACAAGAUCGUAAAGUUCUAAGAACAUUUUGGAAUUCAGCUAAAUUAUAUACACCUGAUGCAUCUUUUCAUAUUGUUAUCACCAGCUAUCAAAUUGUUAUCCAAGACGUAAAAUAUUUUCAGCGAAUAAAAUGGCAGUAUAUGGUUCUAGAUGAGGCUCAGGCCAUCAAAAGCACUGCGAGCACUCGUUGGAAAAUUUUAUUACAAUUCAAUUGCCGAAACCGCCUGUUAUUAACAGGCACACCUAUUCAGAACAGUAUGGCCGAGUUAUGGGCCCUAUUGCAUUUCAUUAUGCCAACACUUUUUGAUUCCCAUGAUGAAUUUAAUGAGUGGUUUUCAAAAGACAUUGAAAGUCAUGCUGAAAAACAGUCGGGAAUAGAUGAAAAUCAACUUUCUAGGCUGCAUAUGAUUUUGAAACCUUUCAUGUUACGAAGGGUUAAAAAAGAUGUUGAAAAUGAAUUGUCCGAUAAGAUCGAAGUCUUGACGUACUGUCCUUUAACAACGCGCCAAAGAAAAUUGUACAGUGCUUUAAAAAGAAAAAUUCGUAUAGAAGAUUUAUUGCAAAGCUCAGCGGCACUCUCACAAUCAUCAACAUCUAGCUUGAUGAAUUUGGUUAUGCAGUUUAGAAAAGUUUGCAACCAUCCAGAACUCUUCGAGAGGAGAGAGCUCAAGUCAUCAUUUUUCAUACAACUAGACAGCUACGUUAUCCCUCAACUCGUUUUUAAUGAAGGAAUAUUGGAUACGUCUUCGUGGGGAAGGAGAAAACUAUUAUACAAUAAUUUGUUUAUAUAUAAUGAGGGCAAUAUUCACAAGUCUAUCUUUUCCUCGAAUAAAACUGAAAAAUCUAAUACUUUUGGUUUUACAAGAUUUGUAAAUAUAUCUCCAACAGAGCUUUAUAAAAUGAUGUUUUACAGUAUUUCAUAUAGAUGGAGAAGUAUCGUUGAGGGAGAACGGGAAAUCGAAAAUUUAAAUCAUAAGACUAACUGGCAAAGCCCUGAUUUAUCAACUCGAUCAUUGUUUAUGAUGGAAUCUUAUUUUUGUUUAAAUCCUACGUCCAUCAAUCAAAGUCAAGUUUUAAGUAAACUAUGUUUCACAAGUCCUGUUAAACCUAUCUUGGGACAUACUGUUCCUACUUUGCAUUAUAUGAGAGAGACUGCCACUCAUCGAAAAAUUCGAUUACGAAAUUCAGUAUCUCCUGUGGAAGAUGAAGAAUCUAAACUGAAUGAAGCUGAUUGCACAACUGAUGACUCCAAGUUAAAAAAUCAUACAUCGCUCAAUUUACCAAAUGAAGCUGAUGAAGUUUCUCAGGAUAUUGAAAUAUCUGAAUUUAAACAUAGAGAACCCAAAAUACUGGACGAAGAACUAGUUGAUAUCCCUGACUUUUUGUACAACAACAUAUCAAAAGUUGCAGCAUAUUCAUGUGGAGAAUAUUGCAUAGACAAUAAUUUCAUGAGACAACAGAGGGCAGCACUUGUUCACACAGACGAAAAAGACUGUAUACUUUACGGAUCAACGAAUCUCGCUCAAGAAAUGAAAACUGCCCAUCAAUAUCUUUUUAAACCAGAACCUCGGGGCCUUUUAGCUGUUAAUCCUGUUCACGGGUUCUCUCACGUAUUUAUUCCUGGUAAGUAG